Messenger RNA from Magnolia sinica, 1124 nucleotides. RefSeq names its product thaumatin-like protein. The transcript has 2 exons. The record is from RefSeq and is a predicted model, not a curated record. Gene Ontology annotation, cellular component: extracellular region. Gene Ontology annotation, biological process: defense response. Lineage: Eukaryota; Viridiplantae; Streptophyta; Magnoliopsida; Magnoliales; Magnoliaceae. The coding region runs from base 136 to 873 and encodes 245 amino acids.
GGUAGCGUUUCAUGGUAGCGAAACUCAGGGAAGCCACUCUCUCUCUCCCCCUCACUCUCUCUCUCUCUACUAAUAAUCCAAUCCCACCUUCCAUUAUCAAAUUAAAAACACACACACAUAAAAGAAAAGAAAGAAAUGGCAACUCCUUCAUUUCUCUUCUUCAUCUUUUGCAUCUUCCUCUCCAUCUCAUUCUCAAAUGGAACCCAACUCAUCCUAGUUAACAACUGUAACCAGAGCGUAUGGCCUGGCAUCCUCGGCGGAGCAGGCCAUGACACGCCCGAAGACGGUGGUUUCCAUCUAAGCACCGGCGAGGAAGUAGUCCUCAACGUACCCAAUGGAUGGUCCGGUCGGAUCUGGGGUAGGCAAGGAUGCUGUUUCGACAACAACGGCAAAGGCUCCUGUGAGACCGGCGACUGCGCAGGUCUACUUCAUUGCAAAGGAAUGGGCGGAGUCCCGCCUGCGACAGUAGUCGAGAUGACAUUUGGAACUUCCAAAUCAGCCUUACAUUACUACGACGUUAGCCUAGUCGAUGGUUUCAACCUACCGGUGGCAAUGAUACCGGUCAGCGGCGGUGUCGGGUGCGGCGUGGCAGCUUGUGAAACCGAUCUAAAUAUCUGCUGUCCGUCAAUGUUCGAGGUGAGACGGAACGGUAAGGUGGUCGGGUGUAAGAGUGCUUGUCUGGCAUUUAAAUCAGCUAAGUACUGUUGUACCGGUGACUAUGCGUCGCCGAAGAGCUGCAAGCCGACGCUCUUCUCGCACUUGUUUAAGGCGAUCUGCCCACGUGCGUACAGCUUCGCUUUCGAUGAUUCAUCUAGCCUUCGCACGUGCCGGGCCCCACGAUAUGUGAUCACAUUCUGCCCACCUACUAGUUAAGUAUGAUUAGGGAGGGUGAUUAAAUAAAGAAAUUGAGAUUAGUAUGGUGUUAGUGUCAAUGCAUGCUGCUCUGCAUGAAUGUUUUUUGUAAUUGAAGGGUUUUUUUUUUAUUUUUUUAAUUUUGGAAUUCAGUGUUGUUGGGUUUUUAGGGUUUUAUUAAUCGGUUGGAAUUUCUUAUUAUAGUUCUACUUAUGUUGUAUAUAUGACUGAGGAUGGUGUUGAAAUGGAGAAUGGGAUAUGAGCUGGGAUUC